Molecule: messenger RNA, 1886 nt
Organism: Sebastes umbrosus (honeycomb rockfish)
Lineage: Eukaryota; Metazoa; Chordata; Actinopteri; Perciformes; Sebastidae
Product: E3 ubiquitin-protein ligase TRIM39-like
Exons: 7
Coding region: 115-1758 (547 amino acids)
Molecular function (GO): zinc ion binding; protein binding
Source: RefSeq, a predicted model, not a curated record
AGUACAGUAAGUGGAGCUGCCUCAGUUUCUCAGGGCUCGUCUCGAGGAGAUGAGUAUUGAACUGUUUGUGGUGCCAUAAUUUCAGCGUACGGUCUUGCUUGUGAGAGACGGUUAAUGGAUCUGGAAUAUACAGAAGAACUGCGAGAAGUCAGAGAUUCCAUAAUGUCAUCAUUCAAUGUCCCGGAGGAUCAUUUCCAGUGUCCGAUCUGUCUGAAGGUCUUCAGCGACCCGGUCACCACACCUUGUGGUCACAACUUCUGCAAGAUGUGCCUCAGCGAGCACUGGGACAAGAGUGACUUGUGCAGCUGCCCGACGUGUCACAAAAGAUUCUACGUGAGGCCUGAGAUCUCCACGAACAUGGUCAUCGAGGAGAUUUCAGUCCAAAUAAAGAAGAGGAAAGUCGAGACGCCAGAAAGCGCUGAUGCACCGUGGCAGGUGAGGUGCGAUGUGUGCGCAGAAAUGAAGUUCAAGGCCCUGAAAUCCUGCCUAGUGUGUCUGACGUCAUACUGCGAGACCCACCUUGAGCCGCACCAGAGAGUUCCCUCCCUGAUGAGACACAAGCUUGUCGACCCGCUGGAGAACCUGGAGGAGAGGAUGUGCGAGAAGCACGAGAGGAUCCUGGAGCUUUUCUGCAGGGAUGAACGGGUGUGCAUCUGUCUGCUGUGCAGCGAGACGGACCACAAGUACCACGAGAUGGUGCCCAUUGAAGAAGAAGGGGCUCAACAGAAAGAAAAUAUUGAGUCCAAGAAAGCAAAUAUCAAGUUGAUGAUUGAGGACAGAAUGGAAAAGAUGAAGGAAUUCACAGACUCUUCUGAAAUGAGCAGAGAAAAAGCAAAUCAAGAGAUUGAUGACAGUGAAACACUUUUCAAUACUCUGAUGGAUCAUGUACGAGUGGCACACACUAAGCUCAAAUCAAAUAUUGAUAAGAAGCUCAGAAAAUCCCAAGAGAAAGACGAAGCGAUGAUCGAAGAGCUGCAGGAGGAGAUCGCCCGACUAGAGAGAAAGCACUCUGAGCUGGAGGAGCUUUCACAAACUGACGACCACCUUCUUCUUCUGCAGACUUUGCAGGCCCUGCGCACCAUAUCAGACACCAAGGACUGGUCAAAGAUCAGGGUUUACUCAGACAUGUGCGUGCAGACGCUGAGGAGAGCCAUGACUCAUCUCGUUCACACGUUCCAAUCAGAACUGAAAACUCUGACAGACACGGAACUGACCAGGAUGAGACAAUAUAAAGAGUCGGUCACCUUCGACCCCGACACGGCUGGUCAGUUCCUUGUGGUGUAUGAAUUUGGGGCACGUUUGAAGUACAACAAAAUGGCAAAUCUCUCAUCGCCUGAUGAUAACUUAGAGAGGUUCGACGGUCCCAUGGCUCUAGGGACGAAGGGCUUCACCUCUGGGCGACACUACUGGGAAGUCGAAGUGGGCAUGAGAACCGACUGGGACGUCGGUGUUGCCAAGGAAACAGUAGACAGAACAGGGAGCAUCACAGUGAAAAAAGAAAAUGGCUUCUUCGCCAUAGGAAAGAGGCGUUCUGAUUAUAGAAUUCAUUCUACACCUUACACGGUCCUUCACCUGUAUCCCAGGCCAAAUAAUGUAGGUGUGUAUGUGGACUAUAAUGAAGGCAGAGUCUCUUUCUACGAUGUGGAUAGGAAGGUGCACAUUCACUCUUUCACGGGAGAGUCUUUCACGGAGAAGCUGUUCCCGUACUUCUAUCUGUACAGCUGGGCCAAGAAGUCAAAGUCUUUGCUUAUUACCUAAAUGUAAGAUGAAGUGUUUCUUCUUUCUCAUAUUCGCUCCUGCCAAAAAGCUAAAGAAUAAUUAACCAGUAUAAUAAAUGUGAGGUCAAAACUCACAACUCCCAUGACGUCGUCCAAGAUUAAACCAUU